AUGAAUGAUCCAAAUAUUACCAAACCUAAGAGACAGAGAAUUUUCAAAAAGAACUUAAACUUCACUGCAAACCGACGCCAAGCUUCUUUAUGUGGGGAAGAUGGUGGAUGCGAAGGAGAACGAUCAGAUCUGUGGGAUUUGUGGUUUGGGGAAAACGAUCAUCGUUUUGGGGUUUGUGGUUUUGGGGAAAACGAUCAGAUCUGUGGCAUGGGGGAGGUGACAGGUUGGGCUGGAACAAGAGAGGUGUUAAGGCUGGGAUAG
This is a messenger RNA of Prunus armeniaca (apricot), 261 nucleotides long. The record is from the annotation of a GenBank genome assembly. Lineage: Eukaryota; Viridiplantae; Streptophyta; Magnoliopsida; Rosales; Rosaceae.